Messenger RNA from Penicillium manginii, 183 nucleotides. RefSeq lists its product as uncharacterized. Lineage: Eukaryota; Fungi; Ascomycota; Eurotiomycetes; Eurotiales; Aspergillaceae. The transcript has a single exon. The record is from RefSeq and is a predicted model, not a curated record. The coding region runs from base 1 to 183 and encodes 60 amino acids.
AUGACCCAGACAUCCAAAGCCGUCAAGGAAAUCACGGUGUCGAACGAAGUAAUUGGCGUCCAGUUCGCCUAUCUAGCUACCAAAACCCUGAUCCCAUUCAAGUUCUUGAAAGAUGUUGCAAACGAGUUUUUCACUGCAGUUGCAAAGGAUCUUGCAGGUCGCAUUAUUUGCAGCCUCGAAUAA